UCCCUAUAACCUAGCUUCUCGCUCAACCCAUUCUCAAACACUGCACUAAACCUCAGACAACACACUCUCGUCGGCUCGUUACACUCAAUCAGUGCCCUCCAUUUCGUCUUCUUCUGAUCUUAAUCUCGCGGAAAAAGAUUCAAUUCUUGCAGUUUUAGGCCUUUCAGCUUGUGAGUGUUUAACAUCGCCCGUUGCCAAAAAAGUUUCUGAAAGAGGAACUCUUCGUGGAACAGCCAAGAUGUCGAGAAAAGGUUUAAUGGAGCAAGACUUGAGUAAACUGGAUGUAACAAAGUUGCAUCCACUUUCUCCUGAAGUCAUCUCUAGGCAGGCAACUAUAAAUAUUGGCACUAUUGGUCAUGUGGCACAUGGAAAAUCAACUGUUGUGAAGGCAAUAUCUGGUGUUCAGACUGUUCGUUUUAAAAAUGAGUUGGAGCGUAAUAUUACAAUCAAGCUUGGAUAUGCAAACGCCAAGAUAUACAAAUGUGAAGAUGAUCGAUGCCCUCGACCUAUGUGCUACAAGGCAUAUGGGAGUGGCAAGGAGGACAGUCCCAUGUGUGAUGUGCCUGGGUUUGAAAACUGCAGGAUGAAAUUGCUGAGGCACGUCUCUUUUGUCGAUUGCCCAGGUCACGAUAUUCUCAUGGCUACAAUGCUUAACGGAGCAGCAAUUAUGGACGGGGCGUUACUUCUCAUAGCUGCCAAUGAAAGUUGUCCCCAACCACAAACUUCUGAGCACCUUGCUGCUGUUGAAAUCAUGCGCCUUCAACAUAUCAUAAUUCUUCAAAACAAAGUUGAUCUGAUUCAGGAAAAUGUAGCCAUUAACCAACAUGAGGCCAUUCAAAAAUUUAUCCAGGGAACUGUUGCUGAUGGUGCCCCUGUUGUGCCAAUUUCUGCCCAGCUGAAAUAUAACAUCGAUGUUGUUUGUGAAUACAUCGUUAAAAAGAUUCCCAUUCCAGAGAGGAACUUCACCUCACCGCCUAAUAUGAUUGUUAUCCGGUCAUUUGAUGUCAAUAAGCCUGGGUUCGAGGUUGAUGAGAUAAGAGGUGGUGUAGCUGGUGGAAGUAUCCUUAGGGGUGUUUUGAAAAUUAAUCAGUUUAUUGAGGUUCGCCCUGGUAUUGUUGUUAAAGACGAGAAUGGGCAUAUAAAGUGCACACCAAUAUAUUCUAGAAUAGUUUCACUGUAUGCUGAACAAAAUGAGCUACAGUUUGCUGUACCUGGAGGUCUCAUUGGUGUUGGCACAACCAUGGACCCUACUUUGACGCGUGCUGAUAGGUUGGUGGGUCAGGUUCUUGGGGAAGUUGGAUCACUCCCUGAGGUUUUUGUUGAGCUUGAGGUGAAUUUUUUCCUACUGCGUCGGCUUUUGGGUGUCCGUACAAAGGGCUCAGAAAGGCAGGGAAAAGUCUCCAAACUUGCCAAGGCAGAGAUUCUAAUGUUGAACAUAGGGUCCAUGUCAACUGGUGCUAGAGUUAUUGCUGUGAAGAAUGAUUUAGCAAAACUGCAACUCACAUCUCCAGUGUGUACGAGCAAGGGUGAGAAGAUUGCUCUCAGUCGGAGAGUUGAGAAGCACUGGCGUCUUAUUGGGUGGGGUCAGAUUCAAGCUGGAACCACCCUUGAUGUUCCUGACUGUCCCCCGCUAGUUUGAAGGAGAUCAAGAAUAACACUAAGAGAAAACUAGUACAACGGUGAGAGUAAUAGUUGAGAAAUGUGGGAAGGAAGACAGUUACUUGGGACAAUUUUUGUUAAUGGAGAAGA
Molecule: messenger RNA, 1749 nt
Organism: Pistacia vera
Lineage: Eukaryota; Viridiplantae; Streptophyta; Magnoliopsida; Sapindales; Anacardiaceae
Product: eukaryotic translation initiation factor 2 subunit gamma-like
Exons: 10
Coding region: 239-1639 (466 amino acids)
Biological process (GO): formation of translation preinitiation complex; positive regulation of translational fidelity
Cellular component (GO): eukaryotic translation initiation factor 2 complex; cytosol
Molecular function (GO): GTP binding; tRNA binding; GTPase activity
Source: RefSeq, a predicted model, not a curated record